GAUGAAGAAGAUUCCGAUGAUGAGGAUCCCAACAACCUAGACCCCGAUGUGGCUUACGACGAAAGUACUCCCAUCGAGUUCAGACUCCGCGUCCCCAUCAACGUCACCGGCAACAACAACGUGAUUGCUAUCGACGCUGCUAAGAUGGCUCGAACCGUCUCAGCCGCCUUAACCGAGACGCUCCGCGACAUGUCUGUUGGCUCCGGUGGUGUUCCCAUGAUCGAUCACAAUGGUGUAGCACGCGCCGUCAACAUCAGAGUCGAUUGCAAGGUCAAUGUCAAGGGAGACAAGAAUACGGUCGGAGAGAAGGCGGUC
Molecule: messenger RNA, 315 nt
Organism: Mollisia scopiformis
Lineage: Eukaryota; Fungi; Ascomycota; Leotiomycetes; Helotiales; Mollisiaceae
Exons: 1
Source: RefSeq, a predicted model, not a curated record